GUAUCCAAAGGAUUGAACGCCUUUUCUUUCUGGGAGAUUCGACAAAGUACAAUUGCGAUGGCACUUCUUCGUCGGGCUCGGGCAAGUGGGGCUAACAGAAACCACUCGCGCCACCGGCCAUGUUCUAUCCUUCUAUUCCCAGUUCAGCGCCCAAGACUUUCCUCAUCAAUUCGGAAAGCAUGUUGGUCUAAAAUGACCGGUCAAAAAUUUCAGCACCUAAACCUUCUGGCUGGCACAAAUACCCACGUCUCAAACCCCUCUCUGUAUCGGUCUAUCCCUGCAUCUCCGUCCCCUCCAAAUGAAACUAUUCCUCCUCAUCGCGAUCCUCUCCUCGUCGCCCAUUCCUUCUCUUUCCGUCAGUCCGAGAAUCGGCGAUUGCCAGCCCGCCAGCUGCGGGAACGUGACGCGCAUCUCGUACCCCUUUAGGGUCGGCGGGCGGCAGCCCAGCUACUGCGGCCACCCCGCCUUCGAGCUCGUCUGCGGCGGCGACGGCGUGCCGGCCCUCAAAUCCUCCUACGAUGGCUACUACUUCGUUCGCAGUAUCUUCUACCACAAUAGCUCCGUUUGGCUCGGCAACAGCAACUGGCUACACGGCAAGUGCCCCCUCCCGCUUUUCAAUCUCACGUUUGGCCUCUCGCCGCUGGCCAUUAGCGCCGUCAAUGCGAAGCUCUUCUUCUUCUACGCUUGCUCGGGAAUUAGUCCUGCGGCGAAUUACUACUACCGUGUCCCCUGCGCGAAUGAUACCUCUGUGUAUCUCGGCGGGUUCGAUGCGGGGCUCGAGGGGCUGAAUCCGUCGAGAGAGUGCGAGGCGGCCGUCGUGCCGGUCGUGGGGAUCGAGGGAGUAAACGCGAGUGGCUAUGAGAAGCUCUUGCGGAACGGGGUCAUUGCGGAGUGGACGGUGGCCGAUUGCUCCCAGUGCGAGGCGAGCAACGGCCAGUGUGGCUACGAUGGCUCCGCCUUCAUGUGCAUUUGCCCUGACCGGCCCCAUUUAAGAAGCUGCAAGAAAAGCAAUCUUGGGAAGAAGAUUGGAAUAGGAAUUGGUGCAGGUGCAGGAGGUAUUCUUGUAAUAAGUUUUGUUUGCCUUCUUGUGUACAAACAAAAGAAAAGAAAGCGGACACCCUCCUCUUCACUUCAGCUCAAACAAACCAACUCUUCUCGGCAAAUUCUUGACCUUGAGUUAAAUACUGCACAAUAUCGUACCCACAUUUUCUCCUAUGAGGAACUUGAAGAAGCCACCGAUGGCUUCAAUGCCUCCAAAGAACUUGGCGAUGGUGGCUUUGGCAGAGUCUACGAAGGGAAGCUCCGAGAUGGACGCACUGUUGCAGUGAAACGCCUAUACGAGAACAGCUACAAGCGGGUUGAGCAGUUCAUGAAUGAGGUGGACAUCCUUUCUCGCUUGCGUCACCAGAGCCUUGUUACCCUCUAUGGCUGCACCUCCAGCAACAGCCGUGAGCUCCUCCUCGUGUAUGAGUACGUGUCGAAUGGAACUGUUGCAGACCACCUCCAUGGUUCCCGUGCUGGGGAACGAGCCCUAACGUGGUCCCUCCGGUUGAAUAUUGCCAUAGAAGCAGCCGAUGCACUGGCUUACCUCCAUGCUGUCGAGCCUCAAAUUAUACACCGUGAUGUUAAGACAACUAACAUCCUCCUUGAUAACAGUUUUCAUGUAAAGGUAGGUGACUUCGGGAUGUCCCGAUUAUUCCCUCUCGAUGUCACCCAUGUCUCCACGGCACCACAAGGCACACCAGGGUAUGUGGACCCGGAGUACUACCAAUGCUACCAGCUCACAGAUAAGAGUGAUGUAUAUAGCUUCGGGGUGGUGUUGGUGGAGCUGAUAUCAUCCAAGCCGGCGGUUGACAUAAAUAGGUCCAGAUAUGAGGUCAAUCUGGCUAGCUUCGCUAUCAGUAAGAUCCAGAGCAAUGAACUUGAUCAGUUGGUGGACCCGGAAAUUGGGCAUCACUCAGACUCGGAAAUGAAGAAGAUGAUUGCUCAAGUGGCUGAACUGGCAUUUAGAUGUUUGAGAUUAGAGAGGGAUAUGCGGCCUCCUAUGAAGGAGGUUUUGGAGGUGCUGAGAGGUAUACGAGACGGGGCCAACAAUGUGGAGAAUGUGGGCAAGGGUGCUUUGGCUCAGGAGGACGCCUACUUGUUGAGGAAGAAUCCACCAUAUUCUCCUGAUUCUGUGACGGAUAGAUGGAUGAGCAAGUCGACGACGCCUAACAAUAGUGCAUGAGGUACUCUACCUACUAAAGCUAGCACUACUAUGUUUCCCCGAUUAAGCAGCCCUUUUUGAUUAAUGUAACAAAGAGUUGGAAAUGCGUUUUUGAGUUGUAUAUAUUAUUUCUUUGUAAUACGGUGUUUAGUUUGCAUAUGGUAUUUUCAUGAUAUAAUGUUAUUCUUUUCAUGAACACUGAUAACGAAAAAUUUUCUAUUUUUUA
Molecule: messenger RNA, 2432 nt
Organism: Ananas comosus (pineapple)
Lineage: Eukaryota; Viridiplantae; Streptophyta; Magnoliopsida; Poales; Bromeliaceae
Product: LEAF RUST 10 DISEASE-RESISTANCE LOCUS RECEPTOR-LIKE PROTEIN KINASE-like 1.2
Exons: 4
Coding region: 299-2227 (642 amino acids)
Biological process (GO): protein phosphorylation
Molecular function (GO): protein kinase activity; ATP binding; polysaccharide binding
Source: RefSeq, a predicted model, not a curated record